CUCCACAGCCCCCCCCCCAACCUGAAGAAACUUUCCUGGCUGGUUGUGACUUCCUGUUUUGUCCGGAGUCUCCUCUGUUGUCUUCUGUCCUCUGUUGUCUUCUGUCCUCCGUUGUCUUCUGUCUCUUCCUCCAUUACACCGACCAACACACGGAGACCUCCAGCGAUCAGCAGCGGGACGAUCUGGAUCCAGUGUCCGGGAAACAGAGCUCGGAGCCGGGCCGGACUUCACCGGAGGCCCCCCCAGCUGAUGGAGGCGACGACGCCAGUCCUCCGUUGCGGUUCGAGUCCCCUCUGAUGGCGGAGACUCCCACCUCACUGUGCUGCUGCCGGAGGUCCCCGCCGGCGUCCGGUCCCCGGUGCGCGGCGGCCCCCCCGGGGCCGGGGACCCCGCGGCGCCCCCGGGUGGACGUGGCCUCGGCGUCGAACUUCAGCAGCUUCCGGCUGCACCACUUCCACCUGGACCUGCGGGUCAACUUCGCCGUGAAGGAGCUGAGCGGCUGGCUGGUCCUGGACCUGGAACCGGUGCAGACGGGGAUCCAGACCCUGGUCCUGGACUCGCACCCGUCGGUGCUGGUCCACGCCGUGGACUGUAAGGGCCCCGGCGCCGGGCGGGGGGCGCCGCUGUCCCUGACGUUCCGCGUGGACCCGUUCUCGGACUACGGGUCGGCGCUGAGCAUCAGCCUGCCGGAAGGGGGGGCAUCCGGGCAGCGGGUCCACGUCACGGUCCGCUACACCGCCACGGACGGGCCGGCA
Molecule: messenger RNA, 755 nt
Organism: Etheostoma cragini (Arkansas darter)
Lineage: Eukaryota; Metazoa; Chordata; Actinopteri; Perciformes; Percidae
Product: aminopeptidase RNPEPL1-like
Exons: 2
Biological process (GO): proteolysis
Molecular function (GO): metalloaminopeptidase activity
Source: RefSeq, a predicted model, not a curated record